Molecule: messenger RNA, 1560 nt
Organism: Solanum tuberosum (potato)
Lineage: Eukaryota; Viridiplantae; Streptophyta; Magnoliopsida; Solanales; Solanaceae
Product: transmembrane emp24 domain-containing protein p24delta3-like
Exons: 5
Coding region: 847-1365 (172 amino acids)
Source: RefSeq, a predicted model, not a curated record
AAGCAGGUUCUGUCUGCAGCCUCCUUGUUUAACCUGCUUGAGCUUGCUGUGUGGUUGGAUACAAGUAUGGAAAAGUUAGCAUAAGUGACAUCUAAUUAGUUGUUGAGAGUGAACUGUAUAAACUCGUCUCAACUUGACCAUGUAAUAUUUGAUACAGUUACAAUUUGAAUCUUGUUACAUUUAACAUAUACCUAUCUAUAAAGUAGACUAUUAGAAAUUAGAAAAUACUAAAAUAUCCCAACUCUCCAUACUGUACAGAAAGCUCUUUAAAUCUGCUACAUUAAUCAUUUUAGGUGAAACUCACAGCAAAUAAAAUUGUGCAUGCUUAUUGAUAGGAGUGUGAUUAGUUAGUAUAUAGUGUGAUGAUUUUACUUAUUUGAUGCUGAUAUGUUCUUUGUUCCUUCAAAAGAAUUUAAAAAAGUUAUCAUCUUUAUUGAUACAAAUACAGUACUCUCCUUUUUCUAGUUCAUAGAAUAGGGAUCCUACUUAUACUUUAUACUCAACUGCUUGUCAAAGUUGAGUCUCUUGAGUUAUCUGUUGACAAGGGUGCAGAUUUUCAAAGCCAUACUGUAGGCAGAUUAAGUCUUCAGGCUUUUGGCAAAAGAUAAAAGAAAGCCACUACGUAAAUCUUCUUUUCUUGUCACCUUGUGUCACGUUCAUGCAGGUGUUUUUAUUGUGGUGGCUCCAUACAGGAAGACGUAGGCCCUGAAACCAUAACAAAGACAAGACAAUUACAGGGAGGACGAGAAAUAUGUGGGUGGGCAGAUUAAGUCUUCAGGCUUUUGGCAAAAGAUAAAAGAAAGCCACUACGUAAAUCUUCUUUUCUUGUCACCUUGUGUCACGUUCAUGCAGGUGUUUUUAUUGGAUUACCGUUUAGUACGAGGAGCGGUAAGGAGGUAUAUUUGCAUGGAGAAAGUGGAGGAAAAUGUCACCUCACCAUUUGGGAACACCCUUCAUCACAAUGAGAACACGACACAUGGUCAGUUUGCCUUCACAACAACUGAGGCUGGCAACUAUCUAGCUUGUUUUUGGGUUGAAGAUGGUCAUAAUCCAGGAGGUAAGAGCUUAAAUGUUGGCCUUGACUGGAAAACCGGAAUUGCUGCCAAGGAUUGGGAAUCAGUUGCCAGAAAGGAGAAGAUAGAGGGUAUUGAACUUGAGCUGAGAAAGCUUGAGGGAGCUGUGGAGGCCAUUCGUGAAAAUUUGAUUUACUUAAAGACCAGAGAAGCAGAGAUGCGGGCGGUUAGUGAAAUAACUAACACGCGGGUGGCUAGCUUUAGUCUUGCAUCCUUGGGAGUCUGCGUCCUGGCAGCGGUUUUACAAAUUUUGUAUCUGAAGCGAUAUUUCCAAAAGAAGAAGCUAAUUUAGACUUUCUUUAGUUGAAGUUGUUCUUCACUUGAUCAUUUCAGUGGACAUUGUUGUUGACUUGUUGUACAUUCUCUGAAACAGUCUUGCUUAUUUAAGCAGCAGAAUUCUCUCGACUUUUGAUUACAGGUUCAUCUGAAUUCAUAAUUUUCAACACAAAGUGUGUGUAUGUCUAUAUUAAUUAUGUGUGAGUAAAAA